This is a messenger RNA of Chrysemys picta bellii (western painted turtle), 6056 nucleotides long. Lineage: Eukaryota; Metazoa; Chordata; Testudines; Emydidae. The record is from RefSeq and is a predicted model, not a curated record.
UGGGCUAAGUGCUUAGAAUGGAUCAGUGAAGUUUGUAGAGAGCAGCUUGCUAAUGUCUGGGUUUGUGUCUGCACAGGCUAAGGACAGCGAUGAUGAUGAUGAAGUCACCGUUAGCGUGGACCGGGAUCGCUUCAUGGAUGAGUUCUUUGAACAGGUGGAAGAAAUUCGAGGGUUCAUCGAUAAAAUUGCUGAGAAUGUGGAGGAAGUGAAGAGGAAGCACAGUGCUAUUCUUGCAUCCCCCAACCCAGAUGAGAAAACAAAGGAGGAGCUUGAAGAAUUAAUGUCUGACAUCAAAAAGACAGCAAACAAAGUGCGCUCCAAGUUAAAGAGUAUUGAACAGAGUAUUGAACAAGAGGAAGGAUUGAAUAGAUCAUCUGCUGACCUGAGGAUAAGGAAAACGCAGCAUUCCACAUUGUCGCGCAAGUUUGUGGAGGUGAUGUCUGAGUACAAUGCCACCCAGUCUGACUACAGGGAGCGCUGCAAAGGGAGGAUUCAAAGACAGCUGGAAAUCACUGGCAGGACCACAACCAGCGAGGAGCUGGAAGACAUGCUGGAGAGCGGGAAUCCAGCCAUCUUCUCCUCUGGGAUCAUCAUGGAUUCCAACAUCACCAAGCAGGCGCUGAACGAGAUCGAGACGCGGCACAGCGAGAUCAUCAAGCUGGAGACCAGCAUCCGGGAGCUGCACGACAUGUUCAUGGACAUGGCCAUGCUGGUGGAGAGCCAGGGCGAGAUGAUUGACCGCAUUGAGUACAACGUUGAGCACUCUGUGGACUACGUGGAGCGGGCUGUGUCUGACACCAAAAAGGCUGUUAAGUACCAGAGCAAAGCCAGGCGGAAGAAGAUCAUGAUCAUUAUCUGCUGCGUGGUCCUGGGCAUCGUCAUCGCCUCCACCUUCGGCGGCAUUUUCGGAUAGACCUUGCCAAGGCGAAACUUUCUCUGUAGACAAUGGGAUGGAGCUGCCGAGCUGCCAGGCCCAGCCGUGCCCGAGGGGGACCAAGCCCUGCAGCCGCCAGGGAGGGGCCUUCCCAGCAGAAUUUCAGUUUCUAAUGCAUGAUCGUUUUGUAACACUGUGUGUACGGUGCGGUGCGUCUGUGUGGCAAGGGGGCAGGCGGCCAGUGUGGGGGGCUGGGACAUGGGGGGAGCUGGGCCCGAUGGAGGGCAGAGCACGCAUGCAGCACUGAGCCUAAAGCAAGGCAGCCAGCUGGCGCAGUGGGGGGAGGAGGGAGGCAGGCUGCCCUCAUGUAGUGAGUCUCCUAGCACGGUGCCAGGUGCAGGACAGCAGGGCAUGCCAAUGGCACUGGGCGAGGGAGAGCAAGGGGCAGUGCUGUGUCCCCCCACAGAGCAGAGAGCCAGCCAGUCCCCACCCAGCUUUGUAGCCUGGCACUGCCAGUGGGUGUUCACUGGCAGUCAUAGCUCCUUCUGCAUCUGCUCUGCCAGGGCAUUACUGACAAAGUGCCACACCCCUCUGCCUACUCCCUGCAGUGCCCCCCUCCCUAGGGUACGCCUGGCCUGCAUCUACCCCCUGCUGCUCCCUGCAGUGCCCCCCUCCCUAGGGUACGCCUGGCCUGCACCUACCCCCUGCUGCUCCCUGCAGUGCCCCCCUCCUCCAGCCAUAUCUGACACUGCACCCACCCCCGCUGCUCCCAGCAGUGUCCUCAUCCCCAGGGCACAUCUGGCACUGCACCUACCCCUCUGCAGCUCCCUGCAGUGCCUUCCUCCGCCAUACGUGGCACUGCACCCACACUGCUGCUUCCCGCAGUGCCACCCCUCCCCUCCCCCCCCCGGAGCAUUGCAGACAAAGCACCACACACCCCACCUGCUCCCCACAGUGCCUCCCUUCCCUGGCCAUACCUGGCACGGCUUCCACCCCAUUGCUUCCCACAGUGCCCCCAUCCCCAGGGCACGCCUGGCACUGCACCUAUCCCUCUGCUGCUUCCCACAGUGCUCCCCCUCCCCAGAGCAUUGCUGAUAAAGUGUCACACACACCCCGCCUGUUCCCCACAGUGCUCCCUCCCCCGGCCAUACCUGCCACUGCACCCACCCCUGCCUGCUCGCUGCAGUGCCCACCUCCGCUGGCCCUGACCUCCCCUCUCUGGCUGGUUGGUGCAAGGCCCAGUCCCUGGUGCUGCCCCUUCCCCUCCCCUCUGGCUGGCUGCAGGGGGCUUAUUUCCCUUUGCUGCUGCCCUGCUGUGGCUGGAGGGUGUUUUCCGCAAGGCUGGGCCUAUGUUGCAGCCAUUACUGUGUGGUUGGCUGGGCCCAGUUCCAUGGGGGCAGGGCGGGGGGGUUGUCGGGGUAGGACGGCAUGUGCUCUGCUGCACUGCCCCCCUGGCGAGCACUACGACCCUUCUGUGCUGAUGCUUACCACAGAAUCAGUGCUCCCUGGGCUGCUCCAUGCCCGCUUGGCCUUGGGGAGAUGGGCAGCGCCAAUCAGGCAGAUGGCAAGGAGCUUGGUGGCCACUGCAUGGCCUGGAGCCACCUCUGGGGCUGGGCAGGAAGCGGCUGACUUGCCUGUGCCACCCACCUGUGCCCAAGGGGAUGAGGCCAGAGCAGAGGCUCAGGCUGUCCUGGGUGUGGGUCACUGGGCAGCCCUUCCAGUGCUGGGGCUCCUGCAGGCAGCUCUCGGCCCUGCCCCUAGCCCCCAUCAUCUGCCCCCACACCCACUGUGGUAAGGGGCACCAGGGCCCUGCACUGCCUUUUGGCUGCAUUCAGCCCUCUUAGGCUGGCACCUGGGGGUGGAGAGGUGACCGACUGCUUGGUGCUGCCCCGGGGAGGGAUCCCACUGCGGCCUGGCUGCUCUUUCCUGUCCCCCUCCCCGCUGGGCAUGGCACUCUGAGCCCCACUCUCUGGGCCACGCGGGGCUCAGGCCUGGCCCCCAUCACCCCUCCCCUGCGACAGGCCUGGGCUCUGUGCCCCAACCCUGCUGUGUCUGGCCAGUUGGGGAAGGGUGCAGGCUGCACAUGGGAGCCCUGCAGUCGCCCCUGCCCCCAGGCUGAGGGCCCCACGGAGCAGCAGGCUCCUGAACUGCCAGUGGGCUGCUACCGUUCAGUGUUGUAAGCUCCGUCUCUUCCAGCUCCCUAAGGGAGAGUGUUGCAGGGCUGGCUCUGUCCCUCCCCUAGCCAGGAGCACCCCCCUCACCUCAGCUGUAAUGCAAGAGCCAUGCCAGCCCCCUGGCCUUCCUCGAGGGGUGCCCCAACCUCGCCCCCAGCUCAUCAGCACUGAGUGCUCAAGGGACCAUUUCACCAAGCCACUGCUGGCUUCAGGGGGCCACAUCCCCCCGCCCCGCCCCAAGGGCUGCAGCGAACGUGUGAGUGGUGGCAGCCUGCAAACCUGCUGGAGGGAGCCUCCAGCGAGAGCCUGGCCCUCUGACCCUUCCCAGCCCUGCAGCUCUGUGUGCCCGGAGACACCUGAGAGCAAGAGCCCAGCUGGGCUCGCCUGCCUGGGGUGGGGCUGAGCCAAGGCCCUGCCUGGAUCCCCGCAGCGUGUGGGGAGGGGCUUGCCCUGUGCGUGGCAGGCGAGGGCUUUAACUGGAGUUGGUCAGCCUAUGCCAGUGCCAGAUGGUCCGUCCCCAGGCUGGGGGGGCAGGCAGGGGAGCCGGGCCCCAAAGACACCAGUCAGUAUCUAGCAUCAAGGCCUGACCUGCAACGGAGUCACCACGGCAGCUGUGGGGCUCUGAGGGUCCGUCCGUCCCUGCCCCACCCGGCCCACGUUUGGCUUCAGUCCUGCAAUGCCAUCACCAGAGCACCUGCUCCCUGGGAGACAGCCAGGCAGGGGCUAUGCUGGCACCUCCUGGCCCCAAGGGCAGAGGGGAGCAAAGGGAGCGCACCCCAUUGAACUAGCACAACACCCCUUGAAAGCCAAAUCCCCAGUGACUGCCUGAGGCUGUGCUGCGACUAGUGGCAGGGGUGGCCAGGGGGAAGGCUGCACAGGUGGGUUCUGUCAUGCCAGUGUCUGUCAUGCCCAGCUGUGCAGCUGACCCGGGUCCGGCCUGGGUGCUGUGCUGCUGGGACUGUGGGGUCAGGGGUUGUGCUGCACACGGCAAGCGCAGGGGCUGUGACCAGCUGCCUGCGAGCUGAGACUCAUACCCCCACUCCCAGCACUGCUGGGAGGGGCUGGCCCUUAGCACCCUGGGGAAGGGAGCCGAGGGGCUGUAGCUGGAGGGUGACCAGCCCUAGCAGACAGGGCUCACAUGAUACCUUGAGGUCGGCAGGUGGCUUUCAGGAGGUGGCCAGCUGAGCUGUAUCCCACCAGGCUGAAUGGAGACUGGGCUGACCCAGGCCUGCUGGGCACCAUGUGCUGGGGCACAGUGGGACACUGGCCACCCAGCCUCCGCCUUGGUGUGGUAACACCUGUGCUGCAGUAUUUAGUCCCCAUCCCCCUCCAUAGGCCCCAACCUGCUGAGUUGGCCUAAAUGAGCGUCCCCACCUUGCACCACCAGUACUGAAGGCCCUGCAAAGCACCUGCAAUUCCCAGGGUGCCAGGCACAGCAUGGGUAUCAGGGUAGAGCUGGCUGCUGCCACAUGAGGCGUAAACUCCAGCCCCCUCCCCCAGCAGCCCCGGGGCCACUGGGAGAGAAAAGCAGCAUGUGUUUGGUUUUGGCUGGUGCUUGGCCAAGCUGCUGCUGGUGCCUCCAGCCGUGGCAGGGCAGGCCGAAGAUAGCGCUAGAACAGCUGGGUUGGGCGCGGCUCCCUCCAGAUAACCAGCCUCUGGCAUUGCGCAGCUUGAGUCCCACAUGGGUUCUGGGCCUAACCCUUGUGUAGUUCUGAGCUGCUAGCAGCUACGUCACAGCAAGCUUGAGAAAUGGGCAGGGUCAAGGGUCAUCCUCCCCCUGGCCCUGGCCGCCCUGCUGGGGGAGAAGGGCUGCACGGUCACACGCUGCCUUUGGACACAUCCAGCCAGUGGCAGCUGCUCCUGGGCUAGGCUGGGGCCUGGAUUCUAGAAUGCACCAGCGCAUCUGCCCCCCUAGCAGAGAGAUUGAAUACGAUGCUGCUGUGCUCUGCCUCAUGCAAAGCCUGGCCCACGCGACCGCCAGGGAAGGGCUCCUGCCGUAGGCAAGCAAUAACGGGCUGCCAGCGACCGCGCUUGGUGAGCAAGGACUGGUGGUCGCCCCUCAAACAAUGCAGCUGCUGUGGAGGCUGACCAGCUAUUUCUUCCUAAACACCCCUUGCGGAGGCAGAAGGCUCCACAGCCUUUAGUAGCAGGGCUAGAACAGCGGCCGGGGUGAGCCAGACAGCCCUGCCCCCAUCCUCAGGUGCAGGGGCUGCAUUAGACCCCGCUGCAGGGAGACUCUGCACUCAGCACACCACCCUGCUGCCAGAACAGCUGAGCAUGCGGGGGGGGGGGGGGCAGUGAGGAAACCAGCAAUACGAAGGGGGCAGGUGAAAUUGGGGACACAGCAAUACAGCAAGUGGGCUUCUACCCAGCUAGGGCUCCCCUCCCAGCAGCUGCUCCGUGAGGGGCUGACAUAACCACCAACCAGUGGGGCUGAGAAGCCUACAGCAGGCACAGCUAAGGGCAUUCUCUAGGGGAUAGGGGAGGGAAGGGGGGUUGGUGCAAUAGUGCAAUCCCUGCACCUCGGGGAGCCCUGGCCUGUCCCACGAGGGGAUGCGAUUAGCCAUGCUGGGUUUGGGCGUGGGGAAGAUAUUUUAAUUUUCCGUUACAACCAUCUUUUCUCAAGAAGCAUCUGUCCUAUGUGCCCCUAGGCCUCCCAGCGCCAGGGGCUUGACACAGUAUUUCAGGAGCAAGGGAGGGGAGGGGGUACAUGCAGCUUUCACUCAUACUGGGGAUUUGUUUUUUAAUUAGUGUACUUGAAAGAGUUCAGAGCAACCCCUUGGUUGUAACGUCGCUGUACCGUGAGCUAAGUGUCCUUGUUUUCUAUGUGGAUCUUGAACCUGACUUGCUCUGUUCCCAUGGUUAAAACAAGAUUGUACGUUGCCUCCUGUCUACAUCCAGCUCCCAUCCCACCCCCAGCUCGCUCGCCGCCCCCAGCUUUGGGUGCAUCACAGCUUCCCAUUUGGUGGAAUUUUUAUGUAGAAUAAACAUUUGUAGCCGUAAACCCA